UGACAGCCGCACAGCAUGCCGGGACAUGUAGUCCGGCUGCGGAGGUGGAUCUGCGGAAGCUUCCGCUCGGUGGCGUCACACAUGAGCAACAUGGCCCCCGGUAGCCGGGCCGCCGCGGUGCUCGUCCUCUCGCUGCUGUGCCUGAGCCGCGCCUCCGUCUCCACCGAGCACUUCUCCGCCCUGACGCUGUUCAACAACGAGCUCCACCGGCAGGGCUGCAGCUCGCUGUCCGAGUGGGAGGAGUACGCCUCCGACUGCGAGUCAUCAAUCUUACAGUUGGAAGACCCAGACUGUGAGGAAGGAAGCAACCCGCCCUGCGAGUCAGUCUUCUCACUUAAUGCAGAGAAAAUCCUGAACCAGGCCAAGUUGUUUAUAGAGCAGAAAAAAAUCCCCUUCCCUGUAGUGAACCACAACACGAAUGAAGAACUUGCUAUAGGCUACGUGCUGAUCGGCAACGGUCUUUAUGAUGAAGCCAUCAAACAUUUCUCCCUCCUCCUACAGGGUGACCCGGAGCUGGUCAGUGCCAUUUAUGGGAGAGGGAUAGCUUAUGGAAAGAAAAGUCUGCAGGACAUAAAGAAUGCUGACUUGGCUUUGUACGAGCUCAACAGAGUCAUCACGCUGGAGCCAAACUGGCCAGAAGUCUACGAGCAGAGAGCCGAGAUCCUGUCUCCUCUGGGUCGGAUCACUGAGGCUCUGGGGGAUCUGACCAAAGCCAUCCAGCUGCAGCCGUCCGCUCGACUCUACAGACACAGAGGAACGCUGCUUUUCAUCUCAGAGGACUACGUGGCAGCUAUGGAGGACUUCCAGCAGUCUUUAGAGCUGAAGAAGAAUCAGCCCAUCGCCAUGCUCUAUAAGGGCCUCACCUUCUUCCACAGAGGCAUGCUCAAGGAAGCCAUCGAGACGUUCAAAGAGGCGCUGAAGUUCAAGCCUGACUUCAUAGAUGCCUAUAAGAGCCUAGGACAGGCCUACAGGGAGCUGGGGGAUUUUGAGUCAGCUAUGGAGAGUUUCCAGAAAGCCCUCAUGUUGAACCAGAACCACAUCCAGUCUCUCCAGCUCCGAGGCAUGAUGCUCUACCACCACGGCUCCCUGCAGGAGGCCAUAGGCAACUUCAAGAGGUGUCUUCAGUUGGAGCCCUACAACGAGGUGUGUCAGUACAUGAAGGGGUUGAGUCACGUGGCCAUGGGGCAGUUCUACGAGGGCAUCAAAGCUCAGACUAAAGUCAUGCUGAACGAUCCUCUGCUGGGACAGAAGGCCAGCUCCGAAUACCUCAAAGUGAAAUACCUCAGAGAGUACUCUCGCUACCUGCACUCCCACCUGGACAUCCCAGUGGCCGAAUACAACGUGGACCAGGAUUUACCAGGAAACUUCAAGAACCACUGGGCCAAGAACCUGCCUUUUCUAAUAGAAGACUACGAAGAGCAGCCCGGCCUGCAGCCACAUAUCAAGGACGUGCUGCCGCAGAACUUUGACAGCUACAGCAGUGAAGUUCAGAAGCUGAUAUGCACGGCCGACCAUCUGGGGGCGCUAAUGCAAUAUGACACUCCUGGUUUCCUACCGAACAGGCGGAUACACAGAGCCAUGGGUUUGGCUACGCUGGAGGUCAUGCAGGCCAUGCAUCGAACAUGGAGCAACUCCAAAGUGCGAGUCAACGGCAAGACCAGGCAGAUGCAGUGGAGAGACAUGUUUGAUAUAGCUGUUAAAUGGAGAAGGAUCGCAGAUCCAGACCAGCCAGUUUUGUGGUUAGACCAGAUGCCGGCCAGGAGUCUCAGUCGAGGCUUCAACAAUCAUAUCAAUCUCAUCAGGGGACAGAUUAUCAACAUCCGAUACCUGGCUUACUUCGACAACAUCCUGGACUUUAUCAAAGACAGAAUACUGGUGUACCACGGGGCGUACAACCCCAGAGGUUUACUAGAAGUCCGACAGGCUCUUGAAAAUGUCAACAAAGUAGAAGAUCUUCUGCCCAUAAUGAAGCAGUUCAACAGUAAAACCAGAGAUGGCUUCACAGUCAACUCCAAGGUCCCGAGCAUGAAGGAUGCUGGGAAGGAGUACGACGGUUUUACCAUCACCAUCACCGGAGACAGGGUGGGCAACAUGUUGUUCUCAGUAGAGACGCAGACGACAGAGGAGCGGACCCAGCAGUACCAGUCAGAGAUCGAGUCCAUCUAUAAAGACCUCACAGCCAAAGGAAAAGCUUUGAUGCUGUCCACAGAACUCGGGGACGCAGACGCCUUGUGCAACCUGAUCCUCUCCUUGGUCUAUUACUUCUGCAACCUCAUGCCCCUCUCCAGAGGAUCCAGUGUGGUGGCGUACUCCGUUGUGAUGGGGGCGCUGAUGGCCAGUGGGAAGGAGGUCGUCGGUAGGAUCCCUAAAGGAAAGCUGGUGGAUUUUGAAGCUAUGACCACACCGAGUCCAGAGAGCUUCAGUAAAACAGCGAAGAUCUGGAUGAAUCUUAAAAGUUUACCGAGCUGGUACCAGAGUCUUCCAUCUGUAGCAGAGACGUUCGCGUCGACCAGGACGAUGAUCGAGGUUCUAAACACAGACUCGUCUUCACACUGUCCGAAGAAGUCUUAACACGACUUCUCCACCGGAGACGGGUCUGUUCGAUGAAGUCUUAAUGAUGGAGCUUCUACACUGGGCAGAACAACGUGACUUUCUUCUUCUUCUUCUUCUUCUUCAACCCAAACCGAACCGGACUAAGAUCAGAGUCUGUUUCCCGACAAAGUAACGACCAUUAUUUGGUUUUUCAAAUUAAAACCGCGAUUAGUUUCAUUUCGGUAUCCAAACACACUCCUGCUUUGUUCUCUGUCAUCUUUCCUGAAACGCUUCUUCGCACAUGACCCCUAACGCCACAGUUGGAAAGUUUAUUUCUCAUUUUAAAUGCAUCGUAGUGAAAUGUUAAAAAGCAGUUUACUAUUAUUACCUUUAAUUGUAUUUUAAUCACCACCACAGUAAACAGCAAAGAGCCACAGUCUCAAGUGAGACGUUUCCUCAGUUAGUUAAUUAAACAUCUUGGGCUGGAAGGAAACGAAUACUUCAUUUGUAUAAAAAUGUGGUUUUCUGUUGAAGUUUUUCGGAUACACGCAGAUUUUUUUCAAAGUACAUAUGUUCAUAGAGUUCAAUAACAGAUCAGUUUUAACGAGUACUUCAUGUUUGGCGUCUUUCACAACGAUACUUUGGGUUUGUCCCCGUGUUACCACACUGUUAGUGAGAAAUGACAGAGAGCAUUGAAGCAGGAUGUGUCCGUAAGCAACCCUGUAACCUGAUUCUCUCUCUCUCUCUCUCUCUCUCUCUCUCUCUCUCUCUCUCUCUCUCUCUCUCUCUCUCUCUCUCUGUCUCUGUCUCUCUCUCUCUCUCUCUCUCUCUCUCUCUCUCUCUGCGUCAUCGGCCUCACACUCAAACGCCCAAAGCACAAAACUCAUCGGCAUGAACAAUCUGUCAUCGCACAGACAAAAUCCCUAUAUUUAGUUCACCAAGAAUGUUGAAUUUUAUCUUCAAGUCUGGAGAUUUAAGUUUUGAAUCGACAGCGUUAUGUAUUAAAAGUUUUUAUUUAAAAUUGAAGAUCGUAAUUGGCACUUUAAACUUCUCCUUAGUUAAACCGCUGCUGUGCUCCGGUCCGACAGCAGAGAAGGAGCUGAGGGAUUUUAACGAUAUGAAACCAAACCUGAUUCUACUUUGGAUACUUGAAGCAGUUUCUCUUUUUAAUUUAUUUACUCAACGCUGGCAGGAAGUGUCACUUCUCUUUUCGGGGGCUGUAACCCCAGAUUUCUUUUAACGUGACCCAUGACGGUUUGAUUUAAAGAAGAGUUGCUGACCUGAAACAAGAGGGACAGUCAGAGAUUUUAGGUCGAGACAGAAAUCAGCAACAAAAACCUAAAUUGACAAUCAAUAAUUUGGUAAUUUAUAGACAAAUUUAUCACUUUUAACUUUCAUAAUUAACUAGUAAAGAAAAUAACGAUUGGCUGCAACUGUUAUUCAUCUUUUCCUCUGUUUAAAAUGGAUGAAAAUAAAAGCAAUUCAUUCAAUAUUAGUGUCAUUCUAAAGUUGCUUCAACCCAAAUUAACAUUUAACAUUUAAUUGUAAUAUCACCUUUAAAAUAUAAUUAGUAACCAUUGAAACUCAAGUAGAAGCUACAAAAUAAGAGCUCCUGAAUGUUCCCUGAUAUCUCUGACUGUUUUAUCUUGAUGAGGAUUAAUUACAGGUGAAAUAGAAAAGCACACAACAACUGUUACUGUUAUUUCCUUAGCGAUCAUUCUUUAAACCUGCGUUAAAUGACAUCUCAUGAGUUUUACAUUUUCAUGGAAUUGCACUUGUGUUGUUUUAUGAAGUGAUGUUUAAAUCUGAUAUCCUGUGAGGGAGGAUGUGAUGUUUACGUGCGGUCACCUCACGAGACUAACUGCUGACGGGUCAGAGGCUGCGUGCGGCUGCGGUCACGUAUUCUAACGACUCGUCGAUCUGAGUUCAAGCACAAGCAGACAAGUGGUCAACAGGUCAUUUAAUAGCAUCGAGUCCCUCGAACAAAAUUCAGUUCAUUUCUUAUUUAAACGUUUACGAUUUAGAGGCCUUUAACAUAUCAUCCCUGAAUGUCCAGUUCGUUCAUCUUCUCAUUCAGUCUGUUCAUCUCCGGCCUCACUGACAGUGAAUGGCUGACACCGGUUCUGCUCUGUGUCACUUUUUCUUUUUUCAUAUCAACGAUUGUUCUGGUUUUCUUAAUGUUCAUUUGUUUUUGCGCUGGCUGCUCCAGUCGCGAGUCUCUGCAGAGCGACGAGUGCACAGCCGGAAAUCUCAACGCCUCAGACUGGAAGGAGGGAAUUUCUUUUUCAAUGAAUGAGUGAACGAAUGUUUAGUCAAUAAAACUGGUUGACAAUUGUA
Hippoglossus stenolepis (Pacific halibut) is the source of this 4869-nucleotide messenger RNA. It is a transcript of the gene ttc13, whose product is annotated as tetratricopeptide repeat domain 13. The record is from RefSeq and is a predicted model, not a curated record. The transcript is spliced from 23 exons. NCBI's taxonomy places the organism in Eukaryota, Metazoa, Chordata, Actinopteri, Pleuronectiformes, Pleuronectidae. Bases 16 to 2571 code for a protein of 851 amino acids. Gene Ontology annotation, molecular function: protein binding.